CUCUUUUUAACAGCAGCAUCUUAUGAUUUUAAUGUACCAGUGUCACCGUUUACCGCUGUACUCAUGUCUCUAACAUUCUCUCCGCGGCUGCUCUCACGGGUAGGCCAGCGACUACAGCCUCUUGUAUUAACUCGCCACUCUAGCUCCUUGACUGGGCUGGAAAGAAAUAAUCCACCCAGCGCCGAUGUAUCUCGCACCUCCAGUCUGGUCAAGGACGAACGAAUUUCUGGUCACUCGGCAGAGCCAUCUGCAUCGCCUCAGCUGCAAGCCAAAGAUUGGGUGCAGCGUCUUGAGGGUUUAAGUGGCAAGGCACGUCUGCCCCGAAGCGUUCAAGCUGUAUAUCUACGGCCGCUUCGUAGAAAGGCUGAAUAUGGUCUUCCAGUGUGUGAUCUACAGUUGAGAUCAUACAGUGUUCGAAAUGUUGAAUUCUUUUCGGAUUUCGCUAUACGAGCUGCAUAUUACUUAGGUCUUCCGGUCUCUGGGCCUGUACCUUUACCACGCAUUGUCGAAAGAUGGACUGUGCCCCGAAGCAAUUUUGUUCACAAGAAGAGCCAAGAGAACUUUGAGCGUAUAACCCUGCGUCGGCUGAUUCAGGUCAAAGAUGGGAAUUCACAGACUGUCCAGGUGUGGCUGGCUUUUUUGAGGAAAUAUGCAUUUCAUGGAGUGGGUAUGAAAGCAAACAUGUGGGAAUACGACAGUCUCGAUGUCGUCGAGAACUUGGACAGAGCGGGUCCAGAAACCGAAAAGUCACUUGAAGGACUCCUUUCACAAUUCGGUCAAAGACAAGAUACAAAAUCGGACGAUUCUCUUGUUGAAAUUUUGAACAAAGACCACCUGGUCACACUGAAGAGCCCCUUAUCAGAGGUCGGCAGGCGCUGACCCGUCAAGGCUACUUCCACACAAGCUGCUGCCUUGUUUGAUCUGUAUUACCGGGCCAUGGAAUCUCUAAUACUUCUGCUCAGCGACCUUGGGAGAAAUUUGCAGUCGACACCAUCACACACCAUUCUGUCUCGGCAUGGUUCUCAACAGCUUUCGCAAAUGCAAAUAAGAAUACAAUCUCAACAUGACACCCACUGCUAUGGAUCCCCGGCCUUAGAUCAUCCCAUGUAACCCCGUGUCCGUGUUUCCUUUAGUGGUUUAUGUCUAUAUAGUUCAAGGACUGAUCGCAAUACACGGAUCGGAAUACACGGGCUAUUAAGGGAUGGUGCUCCUAUACAAUGAAAUCUUUUUACAUGACACCAGUUACUUCUAAU
Molecule: messenger RNA, 1253 nt
Organism: Aspergillus aculeatinus CBS 121060
Lineage: Eukaryota; Fungi; Ascomycota; Eurotiomycetes; Eurotiales; Aspergillaceae
Product: mitochondrial 37S ribosomal protein uS10m
Exons: 5
Coding region: 64-879 (271 amino acids)
Biological process (GO): translation
Cellular component (GO): mitochondrion; small ribosomal subunit; ribosome
Molecular function (GO): structural constituent of ribosome
Source: RefSeq, a predicted model, not a curated record